This is a messenger RNA of Aspergillus steynii IBT 23096, 1161 nucleotides long. RefSeq lists its product as uncharacterized. The record is from RefSeq and is a predicted model, not a curated record. The coding region runs from base 1 to 1161 and encodes 386 amino acids. The transcript has 5 exons. NCBI's taxonomy places the organism in Eukaryota, Fungi, Ascomycota, Eurotiomycetes, Eurotiales, Aspergillaceae.
AUGUCGAGCCCUGCUCCGCGUACAGUCCUCCCUCGGGGGGACGACACGUCCUAUCUGUCGCCGGGAGGCGUGAAGGGGCUGUCUAUCAGCGUUGUCUUCACCACGUUAGCAACGUGCUUCGUCCUUGCCCGCCUGUACACUCGGACUAGGCUGAUGAACCGCAUGGAGUCGAAUGACUGGAUGAUAGUGAUCGCCCUGGUCUUGUCAUUUGUCUUCAUGGGAUUGUUCAUCGUGGAGGCUCUGAAUGGCGUGGGUAUGCAUGCCGUGGACAUUCCACCGCCGGUGAUGCUUAAGCAGAUGAAGGCCUUUUGGGUCACGAUUCCCUUCUACAAUGCCGCGUUGCUCUGCGCCAAAGCAUCUAUUCUCAUGCAAUACUUCCGCGUCUUCCCCACGAGGCGCAUGCGCUGCAUCUCCUGGAUCAUGAUCGCCGUGCUGGCCACCUAUGGCACCUGGGCCGUCUUGAGUGCCUUCCUCAACUGCAUCCCCGUGGCCAAGUUCUGGGACCCUACGCUCCCCGGCUACUGUUUGAGCAUGAAGGGCCUCUGGUUCUCGAAUGCAUCCAUGCACAUUGCCACCGACCUGGCCAUCCUGCUGAUCCCUCUCCCGGUCUUGUCGGCCCUGGAUCUUCCCAGGAGGCAGAAGAUUGCCCUAAUGUCCAUCUUUGCGCUGGGCGGAUUUGUCUGCGUCACAAGUGUGUGCCGUCUGGUUGCGUUGAAGAAGAUUGCGGAUUCGGAUGAUCCCACCUAUGACAACGUCGACGCCGCAACCUGGUCGGCGAUUGAAUGCAACACCGGAAUCAUCUGCGCCUGUCUCCCGACCCUUCGUCCGCUCAUUUCUCGCAUCCUGCCUCACCUGCUUUCGACCCUGAGCACCGGUGGUCCUUCCUAUGGCAAUGCGCCCCUGUCGCAAGCCCGAACGCCCGCAUACUGGAACGGCACCGGCACCGUGUCCACGACCAUCACGGCCAUGGACGACUUGGAAUACGGACACUGCACCUCCGACGCCGAUCGUGUCUUGACUCUUGCGCCCGGGACCGACGCCAACGGCAAAGAGAAGCUCAUGCUGAAAGAUGCCAAGGUUUCUCAGGAGCUCAAAGAAGCUGCGGUGACGAUCGAGUCCCGGACAGAAUCCUCGUCGUCUUCAUCGUCACCGCCUCGAUGA